AUGGUUACCCUCACACACCAUGAAGUCACAUACGCUGGCGAGAAGAAGAUUCAUUACUUGGCGGCUGGUCCAGUCGAGGGUCCUCUGAUUCUUUUUAUUCAUGGAUGGCCUGCCACUGGCAUCACUUGGAAAGCUCAGCUCGACGUUUUUGCCGCAGUAGGCUUCCGAGCUAUCGCUCCCGAUAUGCCCGGCUAUGGGCAGUCGACCGCUCAGCGUAUCGUUGAUGACUACUGUCAAGAAGCUAUCGUGGAGGGGAUGAUGGCCCUGCUAGCCGACACAGGCCGCAAGGCUGCUAUCUGGGUAGGACAUGACUGGGGUUCUAGUGUGGUUUCCUCGCUCGCGAUUCAGCAUCCGGAAACCGUGAAAGCUAUCGUGAAUAUCUGUGUGCCUUACUCCACCAUCGAGCUUGGUUGGGACGGCUUUCUUCCAUUGGUGAAUCGUGAAGUUUAUCCGGCGGAUCAAUACGAGGUCGCACAGUGGGAUUACAUGAAGCACUACGAGGAAAAUUUUGACAGAGCCAUCGAAUGGUUCGACAGUGACGUUCUUGGAUUCUGCAAAGCAGUCACGACAAGACCAGCUGCGAUAGCAGAUCGCGAUGCCCCGGUUAUGAUGGCUACGGUCCGCAAGAAUGGCUGGUUCAACGGCCUUCCGAAACCACCGAGCGUGGAAAUGACCGGCCCUUCUAUGCUUCCUGAUGAUGUGUACGAAUCCUUCGCCAAAGAUAUGCAGAAGACUGGUCUUUGGCCCGGUUCUGCCUAUUAUUUGCACCACGAGCGGAACGCUAAAUAUAACGGAAGUCGAGAGAGAAAAUUGGAGCAGCCUGCAUUGUUUAUUCAUGCUAGAUGGGAUCUGGUGUGCGAUACAAAGGGCUCGCGGCUCAUCGAACCUAUGAGAGAAGCUUGCUCCAAUUUGACGGAGUUCACCAUUGAUGCUGCGCAUUUUGUGCAAUUUGAAAAGCCAAGAGAGGUCAAUGCUGCCCUUUUUAGGUUCAUAAUAGAGGAACUGCCCAAUGAGUGGCCUGCGUCCUUGGACGGCGAGUAUAGCAAGACCAAGUCCCACUUUCAGAGAUGCCUGUUUGCAUCUACAGAGUGA
Penicillium soppii is the source of this 1092-nucleotide messenger RNA. Its product is annotated as alpha/beta fold hydrolase. The transcript has a single exon. Gene Ontology annotation, molecular function: hydrolase activity. The record is from RefSeq and is a predicted model, not a curated record. Bases 1 to 1092 code for a protein of 363 amino acids. NCBI's taxonomy places the organism in Eukaryota, Fungi, Ascomycota, Eurotiomycetes, Eurotiales, Aspergillaceae.